AAAUUGGAUGUUAUUCCUUUGGUACAAACAUUUGGCCACAUGGAAUUUGCAUUAAAAUAUUCAGAUUGGAGUAAAUUAAGAGAGGUCUCCAAUAGUCCUCAAGCACUUUGUCCUAGUAGAAACGGAUCACUUGAACUUAUUAAGCAAAUUAUUCAACAGGUCAUGGCCCUUCAUCCGAAAGCAAAGUAUCUCCACAUAGGCUGCGAUGAGGUGUACCAUAUGGGCGAGUGUGAGAUUUGCAGAUUAGAACUGCGUGAGAACUUAUUUUUGCGUCACGUUCGCAAUGUCGCCGCGAUUAUUCACGAAAAGUUCCCUAGUCUUCGGUUGAUAAUUUGGGAUGAUAUGUUAAGACAUAUAAGUCAACAAAGCAUGCAAGAGAUCUCUUGCAUGCUUUGUUGA
Molecule: messenger RNA, 399 nt
Organism: Agrilus planipennis (emerald ash borer)
Lineage: Eukaryota; Metazoa; Arthropoda; Insecta; Coleoptera; Buprestidae
Product: hexosaminidase D-like
Exons: 2
Coding region: 40-399 (119 amino acids)
Biological process (GO): carbohydrate metabolic process
Molecular function (GO): hexosaminidase activity
Source: RefSeq, a predicted model, not a curated record